Molecule: messenger RNA, 1091 nt
Organism: Mycena indigotica
Lineage: Eukaryota; Fungi; Basidiomycota; Agaricomycetes; Agaricales; Mycenaceae
Exons: 4
Coding region: 102-1091 (329 amino acids)
Source: RefSeq, a predicted model, not a curated record
GGGAUGUUAAUUCACUUAAAAAAUGUUCCCCUUGACGGUCCAAGAUUUUAUGUAGGGAAGUGUUCGAACGCAACUGCUCCUUCAAGUCCACUCCUACCACCAUGUCGAAAGAACUCCCGCUAAAAGUGCGCAUGGACAUUCGUGAUCAGUGGGACAACGCACAGUCCUCGGUUCGGGAAGCAAUUGCCACUCUCAAGAAAGUUUUGGGUCAUACCAUCGAGCCGCGAAUCGAAUGGCCCCUCUUGUGGGGUGCCCUCAAAGAAAAGUUUCCCGACAAUACAGUCUUCGUUCCCACUAUCGUGCGCUACACCAUUUCUUGGUAUGAGCGCUUGAGCGCCCGUUUGGAGAACGAAGCCUACGCCGAUUGGGCAGAACAGUUGUUGGAGGCACUUCAAGACGGUCGGUGGCUGUCGCUUACUAUUGAGGCUGCAGAGUCAAAGGUCACCCGUCCAGUCGCCAAGUGGGAAGCAAAGUUCGCAACAUUCAACUUCUACAUCCCCAAGACCGAGCCCGUAUCUCAGGCCAAGCUCGAAACGGGAUUGGACAAGGACUUGGAGAAUUUGUUCAAUGACGACGCCAAAGAUGAUGACUGGGCUGAAGUGAAAGUGGAAGCAAUUUCGACACGUCCAACCCUGCCUCCAGCCCGAGUCACUGCUGUUGCGGCUCCGAUUGGAGACGAGCUUCCCAUCAUUGAACGCAUGCCAGUGUUGGAUGGUCUUGCACGUCCCAACCAACUUUUCCAGUCGACAGCACCAUACAUCCUCAUUGUUGAAGAACGCGGUGCAACGAUUGUUGUUCAAAGCAGCCAUGAGUCAAGUCUCGAACUUCUUUCCUCGUACUUGAACAAGUGGAGCAGAGGAAACCCCAACGACAGCCAGCGACGCGCUAUUUUGAAGGUCGAUCUCCUGGAAUCGGAGUCUUUCCAGGGUAUGUUCGAUACUUUGACGGUGGAACGCACGAUGGCACGCAAUAAUGGGCAACCAAUCAACCCAGCGUUCAUUUUAGCCUUUGUCGAGGGAGUGCUAGGUUAUCAGCUUGUCAGCACCGUUGGGGCUUGCAAGACUUACAAGUCCACUACGUUGUUGAAAUGA